GCAUGACGCCACCAGCCUGGGACCCACUUGAUCCUUCUGCAGAGCCUGAAGGGAAUCACCUGAUCCCCAGCCCCGGGAUGCCCAACACCAAGACCAGCCACUGAGCCCCCAGUGUGACCAGCCCAGCCGGCCACCCACCCCGAUGCCGCCAUGCCUAUCAUCAGCAAUGCAAACCACGACUUCAGCAACCUCUCGGCCAGCGAUGAUAGCAGCCUCGAUGCCAUCUUCACCCAGAUCCCUGAGACAGAGACGGUCAAGGGUGUCUACUACCAGAGAGCCCAGUUCAUCAGACGACCAGAGGACCUACUGUCGGUGGACCACGGUCUACUAGCGGUCAUCAACGUGGGAGGCAACCGCUACACUUUUCCCUGGAGCACGCUGGAGCAGUUUCCCUUGACCCGGCUGGGACGGCUCUGUGGCCUCAGCAGCCCAGAGGAGAUUGCCGGCGUGUGUGACGACUACGAUGAGACACAGCGAGAGUUCUUCUUUGACCGCAGCCCCUCGGCCUUUCGCGUCAUCCUCAACUUCCUGGCGGCGGGGAAGCUGCGCAUGCUGAGGGAGAUGUGUGUGCUGUCGCUACAUGAUGAGCUGCUCUACUGGGGCGUGGAGAUGACCUACAUGGAGCGCUGCUGCAAGAGGAAGAUGUACACGCGCAUCGAGGAGAUGAAGGAACACGAGCGGCAGGAGGAAGAGCAAAGGCAGAGGCACGCCAUGCUGCGCCCCCCAGUUGAGGAGACACGCUAUCGAAAGUUCAUGAACCAGCUGAGGGAUAUGGUGGAGAAUCCCCAGUCUGGCCUGCCAGGAAAGAUCUUUGCCUGCCUGUCGGUGGUGAUGGUAGCAGUGACCGUCAUCAGCCUGUGUAUCAGCACCAUGCCAGACCUCAGGGAGGAGGAGGACAGGGGUGAGUGUUCUCAGAAGUGUCGCCAUAUGUUCAUCGUGGAGACGGUGUGCGUGGCCUGGUUCUCCCUGGAGUGGAUCCUGCGCUUCAUUCAGGCUCGCAGCAAGCUGGAUUUCAUCCGAGGGCCCCUCAACGUCAUCGAUGCCAUGGCCAUCCUGCCCUACUAUGUGUCCCUGGCGGUGGAUGAGGAUGAUCCGACCCUGGACCAUGAGAAGGCCGGGGGGACCAGCUACCUGGACAAGCUGGGCCUGGUGCUCCGGAUCCUGAGGGCCCUGAGGAUCCUGUAUGUGAUGAGGCUGGCCCGUCACUCUCUGGGCCUGCAGACCCUGGGCCUGACGGUGAGGAAGAGCACCAGAGAGUUUGGCCUUCUGCUGCUCUUCCUGUGUGUGGCCGUCACCCUCUUCUCCCCGCUGGUUCACCUGGCCGAGAGCGAGCUGACCGGAGCCCAGGACUUCAGCAGCAUACCCGCCUCUUAUUGGUGGGCCAUUAUCUCCAUGACGACAGUGGGCUAUGGCGACAUGGUGCCACGCAGCAUCCCUGGCCAGGUGGUUGCGCUGAGCAGCAUUCUGAGUGGCAUCCUCAUCAUGGCCUUCCCAGCCACCUCCAUCUUCCACAUGUUCUCUAAGAGCUACCAGGAGCUCAAGCAGGAGCACAACCGCCUGUUCAAAGAGGAGUGUGCGGCUGCAGCGGCCCUGGCGGCAACCAGCAGGGAAGGUCAGGAGGGGAGCGAGGACUUCCCUCCCCCAGGACUGCGCCACAUGUGCCCAGACACGGAGAGCACUCGCUCUCUGGAGUCCCUGUCCCUUCUUGAGAACGGUGGCGUGGUCUCAGGGAAUAACCAGCAUAGCCACAGCCCCAGGCUGCCAGCUGGAGCCUUCUAGACAGACGGACAGACAGGCUUCACCUGCCCUGGCCCACAAACCUCAAAGCACACUAGGAACAGGGAGGCCUCAGCAGGCUUACUAAUCACAGACUUAAUAGAAGAUGCAGUAAAAGAUCCAAUCCAAAGUAAUUUUUUCCAUGGCUGUCUUUAUCUCUGAAAAUAUUGCGUCGCUCACCCACAACAUAAUUGUUUUAAUUUUAGUCUCAAUCUCUAUCUGAGAUCAGAAUGUGCAGACCUGGGCCAAUGGAAGCCAUAGCCAUCUGUCUACCCUAGACCCAUCUGUACUGAGCUCAACUCUGCUGAUUUUAUUUCUGAGAGGCUUCGAAAGCUGUACUUAAAAAAAAUCUCAAAUGGAUGCUUCUGACUCUCCCAUGCUGAAUAAACCCUCUCUCUUUCUCCCUUUGCAACAAAUGCAAAGACACACACAGACUAACACUGGAUUUGGCUGCUUGAGUGUCUGGAGUCAUGGACAUGGAGUUAUUUGCCACUCCACCACAUCUUCCGUCGUGACCGGCAGGAAGAGGAUAUUGGAUGAGCAGUGAUCCCAGUUCUUUUAUAAUCUGCAGGAGACAGAGAGCCAUCGGCAUAGAAUUAACUUUGUUAGGCUCCAAAUAAAAACACAAGUAAUCUCAACUACGCAAUUGUCGUAGUUUUUUGUCUUUCUGGGAAGAUAUAUCCUAUCUUAUUCCCUGAAAAGAUCCAUCAGAGAGGGUAUGUGCCGGGUUGAAACAUUAGUCCGCGUAAGUGAGAUAAAGCUGCCAAGACGCAGCAUCAUAUGAUGCAAAAUGCAUCAAUACCAGCUGUAUUUCUGUGUCUUGAAAGUUAUAUAUCUUGAAAACUUGAUUGAUGACAUGCAAAACAUUUUGGGACUAUAUCAACAAUGGACUAAUGAAACAAAUACCAAAAGAUAGUUGUCGUUUCUUUCUGUAAGGGCCCUACACACCCUACAUGAACAGCCUACGUAAACAGAGUGAUGGAGCAUCAUCAAAUCAAACUUUAUUUGUCACAUGCGCCGAAUACAA
Molecule: messenger RNA, 2803 nt
Organism: Oncorhynchus tshawytscha (Chinook salmon)
Lineage: Eukaryota; Metazoa; Chordata; Actinopteri; Salmoniformes; Salmonidae
Gene: kcng4a
Product: potassium voltage-gated channel, subfamily G, member 4a
Exons: 2
Coding region: 151-1779 (542 amino acids)
Biological process (GO): potassium ion transmembrane transport; protein homooligomerization
Cellular component (GO): voltage-gated potassium channel complex; membrane
Molecular function (GO): delayed rectifier potassium channel activity; protein binding
Source: RefSeq, a predicted model, not a curated record